GCGUCACAGCGGACAACAUCAUGAUGGAGGUGGGCGCCCCGUCAGCAGAGGAGACCCAGGCUGCAGGUGCAGUUUUGGGCCGGGUCCUGUACCACGCCGUGCGAGGUGGCUGUUUUGUGAGUCGCUUUCUCCCUGAGGAGAGCUUCUUCCUGGACUACAUCAUUCACGAAAUUGGUUCUGACAAUUUCACCGUCACGGACUUGGAAGCUGUAAUGAGGACUCUAGAACUUGGGGGGGCGUUGAAGAAAGAGAGCAAUUACCGGCACUCAAACAACACCUGGGAUCAGGUAAACAUGUCAAUAAAGAUCACCGGACAACAACUCGUUUUUUCAUACGUCUUCUCCUUUUCCCAGCAUUGUUUUUCUGCACACGAGCUGGUGCUGAUCCACGGCCUGGAAAGACCCGACGGGGUGCUUGGUCGGUCUGACUUGGUCCGUCUUAGCCCGGCGCUGGUCCAGCAGGUCCUGAGUGGGGCUUGUCAUGCCACACAGCCGCCUAAAAAGGAACACAACCAGCUCAGCACAACAGAGAGAUACAUUUACGCAACCCUCGCCAACGUCGUCAUCACGCUCAUGUCCAUGUUUGGCAUCGUGUUGCUGCUUUGUACGUCAUCCACCAGCAUCUUCCAGAUGUGUAUCCAGUUUUGCAUCAGCCUGGCAGUGGGUUCUCUCACUGGAGACGCCUUGCUGCACCUGCUGCCAAUGUUCCUAGGCCUCCACGUGCACUCUGAUGACGUAGGCGCCCGGCUGCACACGCCACGGCACAAUCCGCACGGUGACGGCGGUGCGGCGGUGUCCGACUACGUGUACAAGAUGUUGGUGUUGAUGGGCGGGAUCUACUACUUCUACCUGAUGGAGACGCUCUUCUCGCUGUUCAUGCACAGACAUAACCACCACGUGGUUGCCUCGGAGCCUCACCACUGUGACCACGGCAGAGUUUUAGAAAUGUAUCAACAGGACAAGAAACAAAAAGAUAAAUUACAUUCUGCAUCAAAAACUGAGCUGGUAAGAUAUAUUGUCAAUUCUGUCCAGAUCAUUGACCCAUUUUGUCUUUGUCGCCGAGCAGAUCAGCGCCUGCUGCCUUACUUGAUCACUUUAGGCGACGCCAUCCAUAACUUUGCUGACGGUUUGGCCAUGGGCGCUGCUUUCUCCCUGUCGUGGAGGUCGGGUCUGGCCACGUCCCUGGCCGUCCUUUGCCACGAGCUGCCUCACGAGCUGGGAGAUUUUGCCAUCUUGCUGCACAGCGGCAUGUCGGUGCGGCGGGCGCUGCUCUUCAACGUGGGCAGUGCCAUGUCCUCCUUUGUGGGCCUCUACAUCGCCCUGUCUGUGGCCACCGACCUAGCCACCAAGCAGUGGAUAGCUGCCAUCACUGCAGGCCUCUUUCUCUACGUGGGCCUGGCUGACAUGUUGCCCACAAUGGUGCACAUUAACUCCAAGAGGCCGUGGAGGAUUUUUGCAGUGCAGAACGUCGGCCUCCUGAGCGGCUGGGCAAUCCUCUUGGUGCUGACGCUUUUCGAGGAGAAGAUUCACUUUUAAUGUCACUGUGUGUUUGUGAGGUUAGUGUAAUGCUAAAGUCCAUUAGAUUUGUUAUGAGGGACAUAUUCAUUAUUAUUAAAUCAGGGGUGUCCAAAGUGUACCAUAGAUAGUUUUUAUUGGCCCACGACAAUUAAAUUAAACAAAUUAACUUCAAACGCAGUCUGCAUCAGGAUGAAGGAUGAUACAAGACACGUUGAAAAGAAAAAGAGUGUUUGCCAUGUUAGAAUGUAAAAAAUAUUGGCCUGGUUAUUCAACAAAAAUUGGAAUAAAACUGCUUGUGUUUUUUAUGUUUUUGUGCGUCCCGAGUGGUAAAUUCAAAUAAAAAUAUG
Nerophis ophidion (straightnose pipefish) is the source of this 1864-nucleotide messenger RNA. RefSeq names its product solute carrier family 39 member 4 (gene slc39a4). The record is from RefSeq and is a predicted model, not a curated record. The coding region runs from base 21 to 1535 and encodes 504 amino acids. The transcript has 7 exons. NCBI's taxonomy places the organism in Eukaryota, Metazoa, Chordata, Actinopteri, Syngnathiformes, Syngnathidae. Gene Ontology annotation, cellular component: membrane. Gene Ontology annotation, biological process: zinc ion import across plasma membrane; intracellular zinc ion homeostasis. Gene Ontology annotation, molecular function: zinc ion transmembrane transporter activity.